UAUUUCCCUGUAUUACUGAGCUUAGACUCUUCUUAACAUAGCUUGAAGUGUUGAGUUUGAGAGUUGAGUUGUACUGAAUUUAUUUAGCUAUGUUUUCGAAUUUUUAAAAGCCGAAUUUUUGUGUUUAUUUUUUUUAAUUUGAAGAACUUUACCCCGGAAGAAAAUAUCACCAUACUAAGUUUUUAUUUUUGUUAACAAAGCUAACUAAAUUUAUUAUAAUAUCGAUGUAUUUGAUUUAUUUAACCAUAUUUUUCUAUUUUUUAAAAUUCUAAUGUUUUUCUUUCUUUUUUUUUUUAUUUUAAUUUGUUGAACUUUACCCCGGAAGAAAAUAGCAUCUUCGGCUCUGUCCUUCUCUGACAAGUGAUAACAAACAUGGCGAGCAGAAGAUUGACGGUGUUCGUAUUCGGAGGCUUUGCAGCUGCUGUAGCAGCGGUGUUUUAUCCUAUAUUUUUUCAUCCUCUUAUUCACACAGAUGAUUACAAACAAAUCCAGAAGGUUAACCGAGCUGGAAUCAACCAAGCAGAUGUUCAGCCUGUUGGUGUGAAGAUCUGGUCGGAUCCAUUUAAACCGAAAUCGUGAUGUGACUGAUGCUGAAAGCAGACAGGAGAGGAGGUUCAUGAGCAAGUGUUUGGAUUUCAGGUGUUUGACACAGAUUAAAGACUCACAGACUGGUCCAAGCAAACACUCCUCUCCUGAGCGAGUGAGUGAGUGUGUGUGUGUGUGUGUGUGUGUGAAUAAGAGAAAGAAACCUUACGUCACUGUUUAGUAUGUCCUCUGCUGUAAUGUUUCUGAUUCAGCUCUUAUACAGGGCUUGAUGGUUGGCCUUUAAGCUGAAACAGGAGUGUUAGAGCAGGAGGAACUGGCUGUACAGACUGUCACUACUUUGAUACUUUAUCCUAUGAAUAAAGUUUUAUAAGAAAGUUGUUUCAAAUGGGUACAA
Molecule: messenger RNA, 940 nt
Organism: Pangasianodon hypophthalmus (striped catfish)
Lineage: Eukaryota; Metazoa; Chordata; Actinopteri; Siluriformes; Pangasiidae
Gene: smim20
Product: small integral membrane protein 20
Exons: 3
Coding region: 373-579 (68 amino acids)
Biological process (GO): mitochondrial respiratory chain complex IV assembly
Cellular component (GO): mitochondrial inner membrane
Source: RefSeq, a predicted model, not a curated record